CCAUUUAUAUAUCGAGGCUCGAUUGCCUUGGAAAUCUGAAGGUACACAACAAUCCGUGACACCUCCAAUACCUAUUAGAGUCCACCAAUUGGAGCUCCUGACCCUUUCCAACCGCGACAUCUUGCCAAACUCAACUAUCAUUGAUCAGAUCGCCGUCAGAGAGACCAACAACCAACAACAUGGAUGCCGAGGAGGUUGAUCUUUCCCGCGGUUGGCCCAACCCCGCCCUGCUGCCCACGGCCGCCUUGGCUGAGGCCUCGGCCACUGUCAUGGCCACCCCGGCCAUCUGGACGCCUGCCUUGAUGUACGGGCCUGAUGAAGGAUAUCAACCGCUACGUGAACACAUCGGUCGCUGGCUAACGGCUUUUUACCAGCCACGCGACCCCAUCACUCCGGAGCGCAUUUGCAUCACGGGUGGCGCCAGCCAGAACUUGGCAUGUAUUUUGCAGGUCUUUACCGAUCCCAUCUACACCCGCAAUGUCUGGAUGGUCGCCCCCACGUAUCAUCUGGCCUGUCGCAUCUUUGAUGAUUCCGGGUUCGCUGGUCGUCUGAGAGCCAUCCCACAGGGCGAUGCGGGGUUGGACCUGGCCUAUCUCCGCCAGGAGUUGGUCGCGGCCGAGGAGAGUGCGGGAAAGAAACACAACAGCGCACCGAAAUACAAGCCGUCUAGGCCAUGGGGGAAAAUCUACAAGCAUGUCAUCUACGCGACCCCCACCUUUUCCAACCCGUCCACUCUCACCAUGUCGUUGUCUGAUCGGGACCAGCUGGUUCGGCUUGCGCGCGAAUUCGACGCCUUGAUCAUUACGGAUGAUGUCUAUGACUUCCUUCAAUGGUCACCGGACCCAGCCAAGACUCUCCCGCAGCCCGACCACGCGUAUCUACCCCGUCUUGUGGAUGUGGACCGGUAUUUGGACGGGGGACCUCAGGAUGAAUGGGGUAAUGUGGUGAGCAACGGAAGCUUUAGCAAGCUGAUUGGACCUGGUAUCCGGACUGGCUGGGCGGAGGCUACCGAAAAGGUAGCGUAUGGGCUGUCGCAAACAGGCUCAAGCCGAUCCGGAGGUGCCCCAUCACAGCUAUCCGCUGCCGUUGUCGCGCAGCUGUUCCCCACGGGGAUAAUACAAGGCUUCAUUGGUGGAUCUCUGCAACCGGCGUACGCGCGACGAUACUAUCGGAUGAUGUCUGCCAUUCAUGAGUAUCUUGUUCCCCUUGGCGUAGGGCUCCCUCCGGCCCCCGAAGUUGCGGGCGGCUACUUCAUCUGGCUCCGACUACCGUCGCCCUUGCGGGCGAGUGAUCUUGCGUCCAUCGCACAACGGGACCAAAAACUGACCGUGGCGCCUGGUAAUGUCUUUGGGGUGCAGAGAGAUCCGGCGACUGGUAAGAAUGAAUUCGAUGACGGUCUGCGCCUAUGCUUCGCGUGGGAAGAGGAGAAUAAGCUAGAGGAGGGAGUGCGUCGACUUGGCUUGGUCAUUCGCGAAGUGCUGAAAUAAACGCAAUGGCCUCGUGGAAGUGGCGGCAUCAGAAGAUGACUUACCAAGGGUGAACAGGCGGAACGGACCGCCUGGGACCCUGGAUCGGACGAGCUUAUAGGUCUGAG
Aspergillus sclerotioniger CBS 115572 is the source of this 1594-nucleotide messenger RNA. RefSeq names its product aminotransferase-like domain-containing protein. The record is from RefSeq and is a predicted model, not a curated record. Gene Ontology annotation, molecular function: pyridoxal phosphate binding; L-2-aminoadipate:2-oxoglutarate transaminase activity. NCBI's taxonomy places the organism in Eukaryota, Fungi, Ascomycota, Eurotiomycetes, Eurotiales, Aspergillaceae. Gene Ontology annotation, biological process: biosynthetic process. The coding region runs from base 180 to 1487 and encodes 435 amino acids. The transcript has 3 exons.